AUGUAUAGGAGCACCUAUCUGCGUGAGACCCGAAAGGAGAAAUACGAGAGGGCUGAUGAAUUACAUGGCUCAGGAGAGCUGAGUAGCCUGGGCCAGGCUCAAGGGCUGGAGAAUCUGCAGGAGCUCAAUGAACGCUUUGCCAAUUACAUCAACUGGGCCCGAGGGCUGGAGCAGCGCAAUGCCAUCUUCCGAAAGCAGUUAGAAACUUUCCAGCGUCUAGAUGAGUUGACUAGCUUGGAGGAAGCAUUUUCUGAGCAAAUAGAGCUGAACCUUCAGCGGGCAAGGGACCUGGCUAUUGACCGGGCCAAGCUGGAGCGGGAGGACAAGGAUGCCCAACGGGUGCUCGAUGAAUUCCGAAAUAAGUAUCAAAAUGAAUGUGAAUAUCAGCUCCUGCUGAAAGAAACGCUUGAACGACUGAACAAGGAAGCAGAUGAAGCCUUGCUGCAUAAUCUGGAGCUUCAGAUCGAAUCCCAGUUUCUGCAGGAUGACAUCAGUGCAGCAAAGGACAGGUACAAGAAGAAUCUCUUGGAAAUUCAAACCUAUGUCAGCGUCCUGCAGCAGAUCAUACAGAACACUCCUCCAGUGUCCACAAUUACCAUUGGCAUAAAUGAGGAGAAACUCAUAGCUGAAAGAAGAGUUCCCAUUCUGCAGAGCCAGCUUGAAGAGUACAAAGGUAUCCUGGCCCAGCUACAGAUGCAGAAAUCCAAGCUGCAGGCUGAGACCCUGACACAGGAACAAACUAUUAAAAACACCCAAGAGAGUUACGAUGAUGAGAUUCAACUUUACAAUGAGCAGAUUGAAACUCUGAGGAAAGAGAUUGAAGAUGCAGAAAAAAUGCUGGAAAAGUACACUAAUGACUGCCGCCAGUUGGCAAUAUACCAGCAAUCAUUGGAAAAUGAAUUGGAGCGGUACAAGCGCAUCAUUGAGAAUGAAGACAACAGGCUGAAUUCUGCUAUAGUAGGAACACCGAUCACACUUUUUACUCAGAGCUACCAAGCUUCUUACAACCUGCCUUCCACCAGAAAAGAUAUCACCCGGGCUGUGCAGGAUAUAACAACAGUAAAACCAAGACAAAAAGGUCUACCAAAGAAAGCUUCAAGAAAAAAGGAGAUUACAGCUAAAGACAAAUCAGAUGAUACUUUGGAGGACCAACAAGCCAAAAAAGCUGUGGAAGGCAAAGACCACGUGCAGGUUCAAGAUGAGCACCAAUCAAAGCUGGAAGUGAGGCAUGAAGAACCAGGGACCCUAAAACAAGAAGUAGGCCCAGAGGAUGUGCCAGAUGGUGCACAGAUAAGCAAAGCCUUUGGUAAAAUGGGAAAUAUUAUUAAAGAGAGAGUAAGAAGUGACAAAGGAGCUGAGCCUCAAUCUGAUCUUUAUACCAAAGGGCGUCAUGUCCUUGUUACAGGGGAUGCCAGCUAUGUAGACCCGGACUUUUGCUCUUCAUCCAUCCCAGCAAAAGGUGGGAUUGUUGUUUCUAUUGAGCAGAUAUGUGACGGUGAUGACGUGGAGCCAAUACCAGAGCUACCUGAGCCUCCCUGCCCGAAUGGAGAAGAUGAGCCAGAGGAACAUGAUGAUGAAUGCAAAAAUCAAGAACAUUCUGGAGAUGGAAAGGAUGAAAGCAGAAACAGAGAUCAGGGGGAGGUGGGAGAAAAAACUGAUGACAUUCCAAAAGACAAGGGGGCUGUGAAGCCCUCUCCAGUAGUCAUAUGUGGUCCAAAUGGACAAAGUGCAGGCCAUUCACAGAAGAUCAGGAAAGAUAAAUCUUCUGAGGCAGCAGAAAAAGGGCUGCUAGAGAAAGUCCCCCAUGAAUCCGUGACCUAUGAGAAGGUAGAGGUGGUAGAAUCUAUUGAGAAAUUCUCAACUGACCGAAUUCAGACUUAUGAAGAAACAGCAGUGAUCGUAGAAACGAUGAUAGAAAAGACAAACAGGAAGAAACCAGGAGACAAAAGCUCGUAA
Molecule: messenger RNA, 1956 nt
Organism: Vombatus ursinus (common wombat)
Lineage: Eukaryota; Metazoa; Chordata; Mammalia; Diprotodontia; Vombatidae
Gene: BFSP1
Product: beaded filament structural protein 1
Exons: 8
Coding region: 1-1956 (651 amino acids)
Biological process (GO): lens fiber cell development
Cellular component (GO): intermediate filament; cytoplasm
Molecular function (GO): structural constituent of eye lens
Source: RefSeq, a predicted model, not a curated record